Molecule: messenger RNA, 4221 nt
Organism: Saccoglossus kowalevskii
Lineage: Eukaryota; Metazoa; Hemichordata; Enteropneusta; Harrimaniidae
Product: centrosomal protein of 192 kDa-like
Biological process (GO): protein localization to centrosome; centrosome duplication; mitotic spindle assembly
Cellular component (GO): centriole; cytoplasm; pericentriolar material
Molecular function (GO): protein kinase binding
Source: RefSeq, a predicted model, not a curated record
AUGUUCCGUCCAAUCAAGUCUGAUGAUUCUACUGAGGUGGUGGAAGCAUUGAAACCUGGUAGACAGUCACAGCUGUUUAAAGUUCCCGAGGUGCCCCAACAACGCCAUGCUAUGCCUAGGGGAUACAAUGGUUUUGAAGGUAUACCAACUUAUCAUAUGAAACUUCCAGAAAUUCCCAAGGAAUUUUCUUCCUCUGCACCAGGCACUGCGAAAAGUGGAAAGAAAGGAAAACUCUCUUUUUCUCCACCAAAUAAAAACAUGGAACAAAUGCUAAAACAGAAAAGUCAAUCCUUGCCUGAGUUGGCAGAUAAUACGUCUCAUAAGACAGAUUAUCAGAGAUAUGAAAAGCAUGAGUUUGGGUUGCCUCCUGAGAAAUGCCCAUCCAGGGGUGGGAGAACUACUCCUGAGACUGUUACCAAGCGACAAAGACAUUUUCUAAAUCUACCAAAUAGGGUCGAUACCUAUAGCUAUCCUAUGCCUACAAAUGAUAAUGAACAUUUGGUACAUUCCAAGCCACAGCCUGUUAGACCUUUUGAUGAGCAGUCAACACAUAAGGAACAUGGCAGAAAAAUUGGGACACAUAAGAGCAAAAAAUCAUCCAGAGAAAGGUCGCCAUCAAGCGGCUUUGGAGAAUCCUUAGAUGGAUUAACAAUGAAUUCGAUUAUGACAUCGCAGUCUUUGACAUCAUCCUCAAAAUUGCCAACACCCACAUCUUCCAGUCAUUUAAAACUAAAAAGUGUUGACUCCUCUCAUGAACCAAAAAUAAAUUAUGGAGCAAAGAGUGAGCAUUCAGCUCCCUCAGCCAUUUAUAGAAGAAGUAGAGAUGCCACCCAGCUUGCCAGCAGCAAUGUACCCGAUGAAGAGAAAGAAAAAAGUGCUGAGAAAUAUAGAGUGAGUAUUUACAACAUGAAAAAGAAUAGAGAACCUAGUAGGUCACCUGAGCGCAAUGUCAGUUAUGGGUCUGUUAUUGAACAAAAAGCAGCCAUUGCCAAGACUCUGAGCACACCAGUUUGUGACGCAGAUGAAGGUGGUGAUGUGUCAUAUAUAGGGAAGCUAGGGGUGCCAGAAUUCAAUGAUUGUAGUGUGUUAGAUUCCAGCACUCCAAAAAAGACACUAUUUUCUGAGAAAACACAAGAGGACCUAACUCCGCUGCAUUUUGCUCAAUCAGGAUGUAAAGCAUUAAAGGAUGACAAAAAUGAAGCCGUUACCACUGAAACAAUACCUAGUAUUAAAUUUGUUGAGGGUGUACAACCAAGAAACCAAUUAACUACGGUGCCAACACUGCUAACCAGCCAGUCUCUUCUUAGCACCACUCUUGCCAGUCAGUAUUUGAACAGCAGACCAUUGACUACCUCACAAAAGCAUGCUGUUCCAUCAGUAUCACCAUCACACAGUCUCAACAUUUCACCAGCAUCCAGUACAGUUAUAACAUCAAGCCCUUCAUAUCAACCUACACCAAAUACUGUAUCUUUGUCUCAAAAUGUUGGUUCAACAACGGGACAAUCGGGUAUUGUGCAUAGACCCACAUUUUCAUCAGCCAAAGUGAGCCAGCAUGUAGCAACACCCAAUUACCCUGGCCAAUCUGGAGUUGUAUUAUCCAGUGUUUACAGCGGCUUAGCUCCAAGAGUUGCAGCUACAGUGGCACCCCCACAAGCUACAAGGCCAGCAGCACCAUCUGCAUCCUUAUUAGACUUGUCUAAGGGUGUAGUGAUACCAAGCGAUCUUCGUUUUGGUGGUGUAUGCUGUGUUGGCAUAACAGUACAGACGUCUUUACCAAUACAUAAUAGAACUAAUCGGUGGAUCAACUCUACCAUGAAGCUUAUAUCAGUGACAGCAAAUGAUGCACAGGUUGACCUCGAGAACUAUACUCCAUUCAUAAUGAAAUCAUCUGCUAUCAUAUGUCCAGGGAAAUCUGAAGAUACCAACAUUUUGUUUGUACCCAAGCAUCCAGGAAUUUUUGUGGCACAUUUACAGAUCAGCAGUAGUCUUGUUGUUGCUGAAAAUACCAACAUACCACAGCCCACACCUAGUAUCAGUGUUGUAACAGUACAUGCUGUGGCAGAAAAAGCAAAUAUACAGGUUGAAGCAGAUAACCCUCAGAGUCUACAUUUUGGUGAAGUGGCAUAUGGCCAUACCAGAUCAAAGGCAUUAAAAAUAUACAACAGAGGAAAGUCUUCUGUGCCAAUUAGACUUAUAAUAUCAGCGUGUUCCAUAGCAUGGCAUUGUUAUAGUUUUGGUAAACUUGAUACUAGAUUGGAAACACUGUCACCGGGUGGUACAGCCAUGACACCAAGAGGUUCAUCUGUCCUCAAUAUUAUUGUUCCAGGUAGAACAGAUAACAAGGCCAGUAUUGAUGAUCCUCAUUUAGUACUUAUUGAUUUCAAAGCUCCUCAUAGGAAUAUGGAUCAUGUGGCUGUGUUGGGUGUAGCAGAGAUGAUAACUGCUAGAGUUGAUGUUGAAUUAGAUACUCCAGACAAUCACAACAUUGCUAGUAGAGCUCUCAAAGUCACAGUAGGCACUACAAGAUUGCAUAUAUUGAAAGAGUUACUUCAUAAGCCCCUAUUUUUAGCAGCUCCUCCUGGUAAGACAGCCACACAAUUCUUGCCAUUAAAGAAUGCUGGUAAUUUGAUGAUUACAGUAGAAUUAAAGAUAACACAAACUCAGGAAUUUUUCAGUGUUAUCCCAGCCACAUUGACAUUAAAACCAGAUGAAAUGACUGACAUUGUUGUGAAAUUCACCCCAGUUGAUGCUCCAGUUGCAAUUGACAGUCUUCUUCUUAUGUCAGUACUACCUGAUGGACCAGAGUAUGAGGUGAAACUACAAGGUGAAGGUACAAUGUCUGAACACAGGUCACAAAGAACGAGUACUGGGUCUCUACAUUCACACAAAUCAUCUCCUCAGUCUAUGCUGUUGUGUAAUAAACAAUUUGUCAACUGGGGAGGAGUUCCAAUUGGUAGAGCAUUACAACAAAAAGUGGUUUUACGUAAUAAUUUACAAAAUGAUGUACUGAAGUUGAGGAUAUUUAUCCGUGCAGACCACCAGGACUUCCAGCUUCAGAGUUCUUUUGGGCAUCAAGAAAAUCUGUCAGACAGCAGACAAGUCAUUCUUAAACCACUAGAGGAUUUCCCACUUCAUGUCCUAUUUGCACCGACCAGUAUCAUCAGUAGGCAAGCAAAGUUAGUGAUGAAACCAUCUACUGGUGGAACUAAAUUCACAGUUCCUUUGUAUGGUUAUGGUGGUAUUAGUAACCUUAUUAUAGAGGAUCUGGAAACUAUGGGAAGUACAUUCAUGUCUAAUAUGGGAUCCUUGUCAUUGGGAAAGCAUAGCAUUACACAGAUCACAAUACAAAACACUGGACCCCGGGCUGCAUUUGUCAAGGCUAUACCAUUUGAAGACAUGGCAGCCAAGAUUAAACUCUCACCUGGUGUGCUUGUUGUGGAGCCAAGUGAAUUUAUUGUGAAAGAGAAGAGCACUAGAACAGUAACAAUAAUGCUGAAUCCAAGUGAACGAGAGACUGGACUCUGUCAUACAAAGUCUAAUGUUGUUACCACUAUUGGUUUCUUUUAUGGUGAUGAGAUAACCAGACAGCAGUAUAGAAGGACUGUUCAUAAAUCAUCAACUAAACCAAUGGCUUUAUCAGAGAAUAACCCUUUGAAGGGUGUUAUAUUUGAUUGUCCUUACUCCGGUGAAGACUAUGUCUAUGAAGCAUAUAAUCUUCCAGAAUGUUCAAAUGAUGUUAGAUUAUUUUAUUCAUGUAUGUCACGAUUGAUGUUAGCACUGACAGGAAACCCACCUUGUGAAAAAUCUUUCUAUGAUUUGGAAGCUGACUCUACAUGCAUGUCAGAGUCGCCUGGCAUGAUGCCUAAGACUGAAGACGAUACUAUCAACUUUGAUCAAACCAUUAACAAACCUGGUCUCCUGCCUACUAUGCACACACCACCAGUGAAAGGGAGCAGUAAUACUAAUGGUAACCUGAGAUUAUAUCAAAACACUCAAGUUAAUGGUGAUGAUAAUAGUUGUACUCAUUGGGAAGUCACACCAGAGCAAAUACUAUUAUCAACACAGCCUGAUAUCCAUCAACCUGUGAAUAGAAGUCGUAUACAGUUGAUUAAUUACACUGAAAGAAAGCUAAGAUUAGUAGGCAAUGAGAAAUUAUGUCUAUUCAGUCAGAAAUUAACAAAGAUGUUAGCGAAUAAUAAUUUUGGUGGAAAAUUAUUGUGA